AAUCGCGCGGCGCCGGGGGAGGAGCCCCGAAGGGGGAAAAAGAAAGUGCGGCGGAAAGUAAGAGGCUCGGAGGGCGAGACAGCCUGGAUCCGGGUCCUUGGGGCGCGCUUCGGCUAAGGGCACGGAGAGGAGCAGCUCGGGGAGACCCUCCGCCCGUCCCGCCUUCUGGUUGCGCUGGCUCGGGUUCCCCGGAAAGGAUGGGAAUUCUAUGGUGUGUCCUGACCAUCUACUUCUUUGGGAUCCUGCCAAAUGAUGCCUCUGAACGCUGUGAUGACUGGGGACUCGAUACCAUGAGACAAAUCCAAGUAUUUGAAGAUGAACCCGCUCGAAUCAAGUGCCCACUCUUUGAACACUUCCUGAAGUUUAACUACAGCACAGCCCAUUCAGCUGGCCUCACUCUGAUCUGGUAUUGGACUAGGCAGGACCGGGACCUUGAGGAGCCAAUUAACUUCCGGCUCCCUGAGAACCGCAUUAGUAAGGAGAAGGACGUGCUCUGGUUCCGGCCCACCCUUCUCAACGACACAGGCAACUAUACCUGCAUGUUGAGAAAUACUACAUAUUGCAGCAAAGUUGCGUUCCCCCUGGAAGUUGUUCAAAAAGACAGCUGUUUCAAAUCCUCCAUGAAACUCCCAGUGGAAAAGUUGUAUGUAGAAGAUGGUAUUCAGAAGAUCACUUGUCCAAAUGUGGAUGGCUAUUUCCCUUCCACUGUCAAGCCAAAUGUCACUUGGUAUAUGGAUUGUUCUUUAAUAAAGGAUUUUCAUAAUGUACUGCCUGAUGGCAUGAACUUGAGCUUUUUCAUUCCCUUUACUUCAAAUAAUGGAAAUUACACAUGUGUUGUUACAUAUCCGGAAAAUGGACGCGUCUUUAGUUUCACCAGGAGUGUGACUGUAAAGGUGGUGGGUUCUCCAAAAGAUGCAUCGCCCCCCAAUAUUAUUUCCCCCAACGAUCGUGUGAUCUAUGAGAAAGAACCGGGAGAGGAGCUGCUCAUCCCCUGUAGAGUCUAUUUUAGCUUUAUCAUGGACUCUCAUGACGAGGUUUGGUGGACGAUCGAUGGAAAAAAGCCUGAUGACAUCGCGGUCGACAUAACCAUUAGUGAAAGUUCAAGUUAUUCUAAAACAGAAGACGAAACGAGAACUCAAGUCUUGAGCAUCAAGAAAGUAACCUCUGAGGAUCUCAGGCGCACCUAUGUCUGUCACGCUAGAAAUGCCAAAGGAGAGGUUGACAGAGCAGCCACGGUGAAACAGAAAGCACCAAGAUACACAGUGGAACUGGCAUGUGGUUUUGGAGCUACAGUCCUGCUGGUGGUAAUUCUUAUUGUUGUUUACCACGUUUACUGGCUGGAGAUGGUUCUCUUUUAUCGGGCUCAUUUUGGAACAGAUGAAACCAUACUAGACGGGAAGGAAUAUGAUAUUUAUGUAUCUUAUGCAAGAAAUGCUGAAGAAGAAGAAUUCGUCUUACUGACCCUCCGUGGAGUUUUGGAGAAUGAAUUUGGAUACAAGCUGUGCAUCUUUGACCGAGACAGUCUGCCUGGGGGAAAUACAGUGGAAGCGGUUUUUGAUUUCAUUCAGAGGAGCCGGAGGAUGAUUGUGGUCCUGAGCCCAGAUUACGUGACAGAGAAAAGCAUCAGCAUGCUGGAGUUCAAACUGGGCGUCAUGUGCCAGAACUCCAUUGCCACCAAACUCAUCGUGGUGGAGUACCGUCCCCUUGAGCGCCCACACCCCGGCAUCCUGCAGCUGAAGGAAUCCGUGUCUUUUGUGAGCUGGAAGGGAGAAAAGUCCAAACAUUCCGGCUCCAAAUUCUGGAAGGCCUUGCGCUUGGCUCUUCCCCUGAGAAGUCUGAGUGCCAGUUCUGGCUGGAACGACAGCUGCUCUUCUCAGUCUGACAUCAGUCUGGAUCACGUUCAGAGGAGGAGAAGUCGUUUGAAAGAGGCCCCGGAACUCCAGAGCUCAGAGAGGUCUUCGGGGCCCCCCGCAGCCUCAGGCGCAGGGUCCAAGCAGCGAGGGAAGCCCUCGGCAGCCUGCCGCUGCUGUGUCACCUACUGUGAAGGGGAGAACCACCUGAGGAGCAAGAGCCGGGCGGAGAUCCACACCCAGCCCCAGUGGGAGACGCACCUCUGUAAGCCUGCUCCCCAAGUGCCACAAACUCAGUGGAUACAAAAUGGCACCAGCUUGGGACCCCCUCUGCCCCAGAUCUCUGCUCUUGCUCUUCACCAUUUCACAGAUUUAUCUAAUAACAAUGACUUUUAUAUCCUAUAACUACUGUGUGUGGUGGGGGGUUGCUGCCUAUCCCUACGAACCCUCUACCCGUCACGAACCUUUGGGAAUAACUGACAUUUUUAUUAUCUCAUGGACUAUUGGGUCUGUGUCCCUUUCAUUGUUUUUUUUUUAAAAAAAAACCUAUUUAUUUCUAGGAGUCAAAAGAUCUGAAGAACCCGAAUCCAGAGUUAUUGCCUCUAUCGGCCUCAGAAGAGCACACUCUUCUUGGGCCCUAGAAGGCUCUGAUUUUCUCCAACCAAGGAGGACUACGAGUCAUCAUUUUAACAAGGUGUUUGCAGGCAAUAGAUCAAAAUGUGGGGCAGGUUUAGCCCUCGGAGUUGCCUCAACACAAGGAGACAGUUGAAUACAGUGGUUUGUAGCGUGUAUUUAUACAACAUGAAAUAGCAAACAUUGACAUUUGUAAUGUGGUAGGAUUGCUAUAGUUAUCAUAUACAUUAAAUAGAGUAAGAUAAACUCUGUUGGGCUAACAACUCCAGUUUUUCAGCAGUUCCAUAUCAGAAGCCUUAUUUCUUGUUUAUGCCACAGGUCCAACAGAGGUACCUUUUUUUUUUUUUUUGGUAGCUUUGCCACCUAAAGUGUGUGGUUUGCUAUUGGUCAAUGCUUUGGCCUAAAUCAACGUCCAUUAUUCACAGAAUUUAUUGACCAGGAACUAGCUCCAAGAUCCUAAUACAGUCAUAGAGAAAGUCAUAGAAAACUUAGUCUUUCUGUGUCCCCAGGAAAAGAAAAAUUGAGUUGGGCUCGGCAAAUAACAUAGAAUAGGUAGCGUUGUCUUCUAUAUAGAAGACAGAAAUGAGAUAGCCUGAAGAGGGAAGACACUUUAAAUUGAGGAAGGACACAUGCUUUGAUAAUGAAAGAAUAGAAAGACUUGGUUGCCAACACCCCAAGGUAUCAAGAUAAAACAGCACACAGAAAGGAGUAGAUAUUUCACAUAAAUAUUCUCUAAAUAAAAGUUGUUGAAUGAAUGCAUAAUAAUUCCAACAGCUUCUCAUGAAGAGAAAGCGUGCUUAAAAAUGUGGAAGUUACUGUAUUUGAUUACUUUCCUGUCAGUGGCUUUAGUUAGUUCCCUAAGAAUAUGACACUCAAAUUAUCUGCAAAUGAGCCAUUUCAUUUUGAGUAUUCAAGGAGCCUCAGAAGAAUUGAAGACAUUUAAAACACAGCAGAGCAUGUAACAUCGUCAUUAAAAAACCACACAUGAUUCAUUUAUCUAAAUAGCUAAAUAGGAAACUCAAAUUGAGCAGGCCGAAAGCUCAGAUAAAGAGACAAAUGCUAGCUAGUAUGGGUACUAUGAACGCUAGUGUGAGAAGCAGUCUAUGAUCGGGAUUCUGUUUGUAUCAAAGGUUUGGAUUUUAUAUGACUUCUUUAUUAUGUAAACUAUCAUUUGAUUCUAAGAAAAAAAUCUCUGGGCUGGUAAAGAUGAGUUCUAAGGAGUUAAUAUACAAUAGCAAGUUAUAAAGUUGAAGAAAGAAGUGCUAUUUCCUAGUGUAGUGCAUGCAUUCAAAGUCCUUCUAAGAAUCAUUCGAAGAUCACCCCCCUUGGUUAUUUCAAACAUUUAGAAAUAUUUCAAUGCAAAGAACAAUGCUGAAAUGUUCCUAUGGGAAGAAAGCAGAAAGAUCUCAGAUAGAUUCUAAAAUCAGAUUGUGAGUUAUUUUUAUUUUAUGCUAGCUAAUGGGUAUUUUAAUACUCUCUUGAUUUAUUUUAAGAAAUUAAGAUAAAAUGGAACACGCAUCUAUUUUUACUUAAGACUCAAAAACAUAUAACAUCUUUUUCAUUUUCUAUCAUCAUAACUGUGUCAUGUGCUUUCAUUUAAUUUAUCAUUAACUGUACCCUGUUUGGGAAACACCUAGUGAAAGUGGUUCUUAACCAGAAUUGAAAGUCAUCCUGCAAAAAAAAAAACAAAAACAUGUAAAUAGAUGGGAUGAAACCCAGCCUAGUAAAUCUCCCUGAAUGAUUUAGAUGUGUGCUCUUGUAAGGAUAAUUGCCUUAAGUACUUUUACAAUUUUUG
This is a messenger RNA of Fukomys damarensis (Damara mole-rat), 4278 nucleotides long. RefSeq names its product interleukin 1 receptor accessory protein (gene Il1rap). NCBI's taxonomy places the organism in Eukaryota, Metazoa, Chordata, Mammalia, Rodentia, Bathyergidae. Gene Ontology annotation, biological process: signal transduction. Bases 198 to 2255 code for a protein of 685 amino acids. The record is from RefSeq and is a predicted model, not a curated record. Gene Ontology annotation, molecular function: interleukin-1 receptor activity; interleukin-1 receptor binding. The transcript is spliced from 12 exons.